This is a messenger RNA of Plasmodium gallinaceum, 1539 nucleotides long. RefSeq names its product conserved Plasmodium protein, unknown function. NCBI's taxonomy places the organism in Eukaryota, Apicomplexa, Aconoidasida, Haemosporida, Plasmodiidae. The coding region runs from base 1 to 1539 and encodes 512 amino acids. The record is from RefSeq and is a predicted model, not a curated record. The transcript has a single exon. Gene Ontology annotation, cellular component: cytosol. Gene Ontology annotation, molecular function: sulfurtransferase activity; tRNA binding. Gene Ontology annotation, biological process: tRNA wobble position uridine thiolation.
AUGAAUGAUGAAGAUAAAAUUCUCGAAAACAAAACUGAUAUCAAUAAAGUUAAAAUAAAUUCUUCAUUAUGUUAUAAAUGUAAAAAGCUUAAUGCUGUAAUUUAUACAAGAGAAAAAUCAUGUAAAGACUGCUUUAUAAAACUUGUAGAAUAUACAUUUAAAAAUACAUUAAGAGAAAAAUGUUUAUUUAAAAGUAAAAUAGGGAAUAAUUUUUUAUAUGGAAAAAAAGUUAUACAAAAAAAAAUAAAAGAAGGAGAAAAAGAAGGGAUAUUGAUAGAUAAUAUAAAAAAAAGUAUUGAAGAAGAAAAUGAAAAAUAUGUGUGUAAAAGUAAAGAUAUAAUUAUAGCUAAUAAUAAAAAAAAAAAUACAGCUUUAGCUUUUUCUGGAGAAAUAUGUUCUUGCUUUCUUCUAUUUUUAUUUGUAAAAUAUUUAAAUAAUUUCAAAAAUAAAAAAAACGAUUUGUUUUUAAUGAAUGAACAUUCAAUUUUUACUGAAAUAAUUUUUGUUGAUAUAUAUGAUGACAAAAAAUAUAUAUGUAAUUUGAUAAAUACAAUUGAAAAAAUAUUUGAAAUUUUAAAAGAGAAUGACUUAAAAAGAGAUAUAAAUAAUAAUGAAGAAAAAGAAAAAUUCAUAAACUAUGAAGAAGAAAAAAAUGUUUUUAUGAAUAAUGAUGAUCUCAUAUAUAAUAAUGGAGUGUUUAAAAAAAAAAUAAAUAAGGUUAAUUUUAUAGUAUUAAAAAGUAAUUAUUUUAUAAGUGAUAAUUAUAAAGACCAAUAUACUAUGAAUUAUGAUAUAAUAAAAAAAGAAAAAAACUACUAUAUCAAUUAUAUAAAUCAAAUAAUAAUUUAUAAUAAUAUUAUUAAAUAUUGCAUAAAUGAAAAUAUUAAAUAUGUUCUUUUUGGGAAUAAUGCAAAUAAUAUAUCAAAUAAAUCCUUCUUAUAUACUAUAUUAGGAAAUGGAAUAAAUUUACCUUUAUGUGCAUCAUAUAUUGACAAUAGAUAUAGUGAUAUACAUUUUAUUAAACCAUUAAAAGACUUAUUAAAUAAAGAAAUAUAUAUAUAUUGUUAUUAUAAAAAUAUAAAUUAUUUAAAUAAUACAACAUUUGAUGGAAACAUAUUACAUAAAUCUAUAAAUGAUAUGUUGUCUAAUUUAGAUGAUAAAAAUAACACAACAUCAAUAAUUAAUAAUACUGUAAAUAAUUUAAUUAAUAUGGUAAAUUAUUUCAAUAUUGAUAAUAAUACAAAAAGUUUGGAGAACAAAUAUUUUAAAGGUUUUGAAGAAUCUUCAAAUGAAAAUGAAAAUUUGAAAAAUUAUAAUUUAGCAUCAUGUUAUAUUUGUCUAGGAAAAAAAGAAACAAUAGAAGAAAAAAAUUUUAUAAAAAAAAUGGACAAAAUUCAAUUAUCAAAUAUAAAAAAAAUGAAAUAUACUAAUUUAGUUUGUUCAACUUGUUUGAGUAUAUUUUCAUGUAAUAAUAAUUUUGUAAAUUUUUAUAAUAUUAUUUUACCUUUUAAUACAUUAGUAUUAAAAACAAUAUCUUAG